This is a messenger RNA of Ostertagia ostertagi, 798 nucleotides long. Lineage: Eukaryota; Metazoa; Nematoda; Chromadorea; Rhabditida; Trichostrongylidae. The record is from the annotation of a GenBank genome assembly.
AUGAGCGCAGCGCGCUGCCGUGUGCACGGUUCCCAUUGGCCCAAUCGCCGUGGGCGGGCCGAACGGACCGAGAGAGCGUUGGCGGCCGCACGGCGACGCGGAGACGACGCCGGCGACAUCUUGAAAUGCCAUCGGCUAAACGACGACUACGGCGGCCACAUGGCUCUCGACCAGUCGAUGCCGUACAUUCCAUCGGUGUCGUCCGCAGCUGCGGCCAACAUGUCUUCGGUGGCAAAUAUGACGGCUGCUUACUUCAACUCGAAAAGUGCUGCCUAUGGAGCACCACAUCUUGGCUUUCCAACCGCACCUACACAUAACUUUCUGCCCACCGGUAUGGGUUAUAUCGGUGGAAGCCUGGCCGACUGCCAACAAGCUGGUCUUGCAUGGAACGCUGGAGGUCCACCAAGGUGUGGUUCAAAAAUCGCCGAGCAAAAGCUCGCCAGCAGAAGAAAGUCUCAACAGAACAGUUCUGGUGGCAGCAGCGGUUCCUCGUCGACCGAGGGCACAAACUCAACCACUGAUGCCGAUGUAAAUAUCAAGUCUGAAGAGCCAGGUGAGUCGACACUGACCGACCAGUCGCAGAGCCCAUGUCCGGACGAGAAGGCAACUCCGGCCAGCUAUCUGAGCAGCAGUGCUUCACCAAACAACUACGCGGCCGCAUCGUUCCGACCACAAGCGCAGUACACAUAUGCAAACUACCAAAGUCCGAUGGACUACUUUCAAUACACUCAACCGUCAGCUGGAACCACCACAAAUCCAUAUGGAAUGGAAACAUGGAAAUUUCAACCAAUGGGUUAA